GGCCACAUCCUCGUCCUAGUCCGGCCACAGGGCACUGAGGGCAACCUCUGGGCCAGCGGUGAGGGACGAGCCUCCCUGCCUGCAGGCCCCCCCACCCAGGACACUCCGUUGGCCAUUGUCCCAGGGAGAUCAGCAGUCCCAGAUCCGGAGAGACCGUUGGGGCCUGCGAGACCUUCGGAGGCCACGCCAAGAAAGGGGAAGCAUCAUCUUGAGACCCUCCUUGGUGCAGCCUUGCCCAGGACCCGGGAGCCACGAGUCAGGUGGCAAAUACCGCCUUCUGCUUCUCCAGCAGUCCCUGGGAAUCUUGGAGCCACUCAGAGGGAGCCACAGAAGCCCCGAAGUUGCACAGCCCUGCAGGCAGGGGCUGGGGGCAUCCUUCGCUGAGCUGGACGAAGGGGUCCUGGGGAGCGACUUCCGGCCCCUGAGGCCUCACUGUCUCGUAGCCUUUGGGAAGGAAUCGCGGCAUCCUGGAUAAUUUCGCGGAUUCCCGAGGCAGCUCAGGUGUCCACCAGCGGGCAUACUGCUGCCUCAAAGAGUUGGGCAAGAUGCUGUUUGGGGUGAAGGACAUUGCACUGUUGGAGCACGGGUGCAAGGCCCUGGAAGUGGACAGUUACAAGUCCCUGAUGAUCCUGGGGAUCCCAGAGGACUGCAACCACGAGGAAUUCGAAGAGAUUAUUCGGCUGCCCCUCAAACCUCUAGGCAAGUUCGAAGUGGCUGGGAAGGCCUAUCUGGAAGAGGAUAAAUCCAAGGCGGCCAUCAUUCAGCUGACGGAGGACAUCAAUUAUGCCGUGGUCCCCAGGGAGAUCAAGGGCAAGGGCGGUGUGUGGAGAGUGGUCUACAUGCCCCGGAAGCAGGACAUCGAAUUCCUGACCAAGCUGAACCUCUUUCUGCAGAGCGAGGGCAGGACGGUGGAGGAUAUGGCCCGGGUCCUGAGGCAGGAACUGUGUCCCCCAGCAACGGGCCCCAGAGAGCUGCCUGCAAGAAAGUGCUGUGUGCCUGGGCUGGGGGAGAAGCCGGAGGCUGGGGCCACCGUCCGGAUGGACGCGGUGCCACCUCUGAACUCCUCCGAGAAGGAGAGCAAAGCUGGAGAUGGCAAGAGGGGCAAAAGGAAGAACAAGAAAAACCGCCGGCGACAUCACGCCUCAGACAAGAAGCUGUGAGGUGGUGGCAUCGGGUGGGCAUGGGGGGUAUCUGAGGGGGUGAUGACUGUGGGAGGGUAGAUACCACCUGAGUAGGUUUAAGGAGUGCGAGUGAGUGUGGGUAAUGCAAGGGAGUGUGAGAAUGACUCUAGUGAGUAGGUAACUUUUGAGUAAGAAUGGGUAUCAUUUGGAUAGCACAGGUAACAUGUGACUAGCGCGAAAGAGGUGGCUAUUUUUAUCUGAGUUAACUAACUUGUGGGUUACAUCUGAGUGGGUGUGGCUAACGUCUGGGUACCCGUGGCUCAUUUAUUCAUCCUACAGAUAUUUAUUGCAUACCUACUAGGUCCCAGGUACUGUUCUAGGAGUUGAGGAUACGGAAGGGAGUAAACUCAAUAAAAAUCCCUGCUUUCAUGGCACUCAGAAUAAGUGGGUAAUAUUUGAAUUACUUGGAGACAUCGGAGUGAGCGUAGGUAGCAUUUGAGUACAUGUGGAUAACAGCUGAAUGAUCAUAAAAUCUAGUUAAGUGUGGAUCGCUCAUUCAUCCGUGUAUCCAUGCAACCAACAAAAUUUCCAGAGGACCUACAGUGUGCCAGACACUGGGAAUACAGAAGGGGAAUAAACAGACCAAAACCUUGCCCGUGACUCUCAUAGUAGCUAUUUGAAUAGGUGCGGGUAACUUUGGGUUACUUGAAUACACAUUAGUGAGUGUGGAUAGCAUUAGUGUGUGUGGGUAGCAUCCGCGUAUAAUUGAAAGUAGUUGUGGGUAAUUGAGAGUGUGCGGGUAACACCUGAGUAUGUGUAUGGGUAUCAUUUGAGUAGAUGAGAGUAAUUUCUAAGUGAGGAAGGGUCUCAAAGACCCACAAACAUCUUCUGCCACCCGGGAGACCCCGCGGGACCAGCCGCGCAGGCGCAGUCGGAGCCAGAGCCUAGCAGCGCGUCCGAUCGUUGCUAUGGAGACCACAGGCUGCCCCCAGGCGCCUGCGCCCUUUGCACAAAAUGGAGGAGGGGGAAACGGUCCCGGAUUCCAAGGUUUUGCAGAUCUCUUACUACAGUUGAAGAAAACCCACGCAGAUCCAGGAGGAACGUGUCAGGGAGAUCCCUACUCGGGAGAAGACCGCCAUCCUCCUUCGGCUGUCACCCGCGGCCUGAUUCUGGGGACAGCCUCUCUUGCUGGGGGGAGGCGGGCGGCACAGACCCCUCUAGCUUUGCGCCCUCCUGGAAAUCCUGUUAUAGCAAAGUCUAGAGCCGUUUUCUGUGUUUCAAAAGCAUGUACCUUGAAUGUACCUCUGGCACAAACUUGUCCGGAGUGGGCCACCCUGUCAAGCAGAAACCAUGGUUGAGAGUGAGUUGCCUGCUCCCCACCUCUGAGGAAUUCACUGAUCUGUAAGUGGCUGUUGAAAAGCUGUCGCCUUUCUCUACACGCUGAGUCUCUCUUACAGAAGUGGUCAGAAGCGGGACCCUUCUGCCCCGAUUGGCGCCUGGGGUGAGGGUGUGAGUCUCCCCCAGUUAAAUUCCAGAAGCUCUGGCUUGGUGAGGAGUGAACUCCACUCUCUACAGAAGAGGCAAGGCUUCUGGGCAAUGGUCCAAAAGGAGGUAAAUAAUUAAGAGGCCAUUUUCAAGAGUUACCAAUGAAUGACGUUAACACUGAAGUGAAGAAGAAUUUUAAAAUUCAGGUAAAAUCCAAAUACUUGUGAGUAGGCAGGUCUUUUGCUCAGAGACAAGGGACCUCUCAGUUUGCAAACUUCUGUUAGUCCAAGGAUCUGCAAAGGUUUGAACGGAAUCUCUUUUCAAAAAUGUAACUUACACACAGACUCAGCCUACGAAAUUGUAAUGCCGGAGACUCCCAAUGUCUUAUUAUUAUUAUUUAUUAUUAUUAUUAUUAUUAUUAUUUUGAGACAGUCUUGCUCUGUCACCAGGCUGGAGUACAGAGGUACGAUCUCA
Molecule: messenger RNA, 3080 nt
Organism: Chlorocebus sabaeus (green monkey)
Lineage: Eukaryota; Metazoa; Chordata; Mammalia; Primates; Cercopithecidae
Gene: PNMA8C
Product: PNMA family member 8C
Source: RefSeq, a predicted model, not a curated record